CCCUCUAUUGCCAUGAAAUAUCAUAGAUAUAUUGAUGAUGAAGAGUCUAAGUUAAAAAUAAGUGAACGGCUGCGUAAACUUUAUGAUGAUGUUUCAGGUCUGGGAAGCAUGGGCCUUUUUAGGCAGUUUCUUCAACUUCUGUGGAAAAACCUCAUUCUCAGAAAACGACAAAAGCAUGUGCUGCUAUUAGAAGUCGUGUGGCCAGUGUUUAUAUUUUUGGUGGUGAUCAUCAUUCGUCAAGGCACACCACCCGUGAAAAAAGAUACAUGUUCUUACAAUGAGCACGCUAUGCCCAGCGCUGGACUGGUUCCAUUCCUACAGUCCACAGUCUGCAAUUUACAGAAUCCAUGUGAAGCACGGAGCAGUAUAGAAAUAAAACAAAAUAAUAUGAAUAGUUUUGCUGCAGCUAUACAAGAUUUGACUCCACAUUUCUCAAGCGAACCGACCCUUAAGGCCUUGAAGUCCGUAAAGACCGGCGUCAAGCUGGCCAAUGCCAUAAGUGACAUCUCAAAGAAUGGUUCUCUGUCAAACCUGAUGAACGACACAAGUUUUCUGCUGAAGAAAUUUUUUCGAGACCCUGACAAGAUGAAGGACAUAUUCGUCAAUGAACUCGGAGUGAUGACUAGUGACGUAGCUGACGCACUGCUCAACGCCGAGCUCAACAUUCCAGAGGUCCUUCACAAUAUAGGUUCUAUAGACUUCCGUGAUAUCGUUUGUGAUCGAGACAGACUGAUGGAAUACAUGAUGUUCCGACUAGAGGUCAAUGUGACGUCAGUGUCCACCACGCUUUGUUCCAUCCCCGAAAACAGGAUCCCAGAGAUCACUAACGUGGUGCAGAACCAGAUAGAUGUGGCGGCCAUUAUACGAGUGUCUAAGACACUGACCACUCUGACGAUGGAUUACACGUUGACGGACGCGCUAGAAGACAUCGCCACAAUGACGGACCUCCUGUAUGGAACCCCCAACUUCAUGAGCAUCAUCCGAGACCUUCCUAACCUCAAAGAUCUACCCAGUAUAAUGCACAAAAUUCCAGGGCUGGUGGACUCCAUCAUCAAACUGGGUGUCACCGAUCUUUCCUGGAUGACGGAUCUAGUCAAGUUUCUGGAUCCAAUCAUCGAUCGUUUAGACCCUGAUAACGUGGGAUGGAACGUCACUAAGGAACUAGUCGGUGUAGUCUUAGACGUCUCAAGUAUCGCAAACGGAAAGACUGUUAACAUGACGGACCUGAUUGAAAAACAGAAGGAAGUGAUGGAAAUGUUAGAGUCGAGAAACAUGAGUUUGGAUUGGUUAUCCACAGUACCUAACGUCAACCUUGACAACGCUGUAAACGUCAUGUCGGCUCUGUUCAGUGGCAAUCUUACAGGGCUUAACGAAACAACUAUCCUGCGUGGUUUGAACGAGAUCCAGAAUUUCACCGAGAUGAUUAUCGGGAACAACAGUCGGUUCAUCAUGGACUCGAUUGAUGGCACCAUGGAUAUUCUGUCCACCGUGCUGGAUGCCAUGCUUGAACUAGAGAAGAGCUUAAAUUCAACCUUUGUGUACAACCAAGAUAUAAUGGAUGCCUUUACAACAUUAAUUGAGAACGGACCGAACCUGACAAAAUCCGUGGUUAUGGAGUUCAUAGAACCACAUAAUUUAUUGGCCAUAGUAAACAACACCAAAGACUACCCUGCUAUUUGUAAACAGAUUGUGGAGAAGAGUCUGCCUUCCAAAAAUAGCCACGCCCACAUCUCAAAAUUGGAAAACAGUCUAUGUAGUCACAAAAUUACCAAAAACAUUGAGACUAGUAUGCAGAUGUGGGAGGAUGUGUUUAAUAAACAGAUCCAGCCUAUGAUAGACAAUGUUGUAAACGGUACUGUCAGACGUGUGGAAAUGGCCACGAUCUACCAAAAGGCCAAAGCCCUUGUCUCAGGGGUGGAUGAGCUGUACGGGAGGGGGAGCGUGUGGGAAUCUAUAUUCUUGAGGAUGAGUCGUCCCUCCAUCGAUCCUAGGACUGAUGAAUGGCAGGCAUUCUUCAGAGACACACAAACAUAUCUCAUCCAGGGAAGUUGGCCAGUGGUAGUUGUCAUGACUGGGCAGUACCUAGAGAAUUCACCGAUGUGGAACACUAUUGGUCCAAUAGUAAAAUCCAUCAGUGUAGUCAUGCAAAACCAGAUGGAGCAAAAUAGAAAAAUCGAAGAACUAACUCGAGAAAACUCAACUAUGAUGACCCUCAUGAAAUUUGUGGUUAACUAUUCUCCUGAAAUCGCAACAGCUACCAUGAAAAUGAUGCAGAAUGCUACUAUGAUCCAGACUUUAGCCACACAGGGUUUUACAUUGGAAUCUUUUUGUGACAACCACAUGCUGAAAGAAAUGGGAAUGCCUAGUUAUGUACCAGUGGAUACUGUAGAAAACAAGAUAUGUACCACUAACUGGACGGCCAUGAUGACAGAGGUGGUGUCUAUUGUUGACACAAGCUCAAUGAGUGCAGAGAUUACAAAUUAUGUGACCAACAAGAACGCCAGCACAGAUGUUGAUUGGGCCCAGAUGGUAUACAAUAUACAGAGUAUGGUGUCAAUGGAGCAGAACCUCGUGUCAUACAUGAUUGAAUCCAUGUUGAUGUCCUUUAAUUUCAGUAAAAUAAGUGAAACUAUGGAGGUGGUGAUGAACCAAAUAACGGAGCCAAUGAUGAUAUCCAACAUGGCAUCUAACAUGAGUGUUCAGAAUCUUAUGAGUCUGAGUGCUGGUUUUGUGCCAACUCUGCAACAACUAGAUGUACAGCUAGAAAAUGUAACAGAGUGGAAAAUGGUGAAGUACUAUGUUAAUGUGUGGAACAGUAUCUCCAAAAUGGCUCUGGAAUUCCUUCAAGAUUCCAUGUCAGAUUUGGAUAAAUAUUUGAUGGAUUUAUCUCCAACUUUUGCGGACUUUUUGAACACUGUAAACAGCUCCACUCCAUCACUGUUUAAAGCAUUGGAAAGGGUCACACUUCACCCUGGCGUGCUGUUACAGAAGUUGCUGACUACAAACCUGGCUGAGGUAUGUCAUGGAGUGAGGGUCUCUGAUCUCCUCGACAGCCCCUCCCUGGCACCAUAUGAGGAUCACCUGUGUCAGGUAGACUGGACCCAGGUGUACAGGGAGGUUCUAGACAACACUGGUCUGUCAGCAAUCUUUAAUGACACAAUGGAAACUGCAAUUCAUGAAAAAAUAUAUGUCAACUGGAAUGAGACAUUCCAUCAAACUGAGCAGCUGUUUGAAGAAGUCUGGAGAAUUCUCUCUCAUCCUUCUAACUUAACUUCCACUCUAGACAAAUUCUACAAUAUACAGCUGGGGAAAACCAACAUGACAUGGGAAAGUCUACUGUCUUUGUAUAAUACAACACAAAACAUGAAUUUGACUAAGCUUGCAGAAUUGGCAAACCAAAUUCCAGCAGUUUUAGAAAUGUUAAACAAGCUCACUGGGAAUUCCUCCAUGAUUUCAUCCUUAUUGGACAUGCAGCCACAGUUUCUCUACCAGACAUACUCCAUUCAGCAGUUUAUUAUCAACCAACUCCAGUAUUUUAAUGACACAACACACGUAACUCUGUCUGUAUAUCUGAACUCCUCUGAGCUGGAGCGACUCUUUAACCAGCUCUCGGAUUCUCCAGCAAUGAGUGGGGUCCUGUAUAGGAUUAUUGUCAAUGUUGUCUUUGAUCCCUCAAAGAUGACAAACCUGACUAGUUCAGUGGACAAGUUCUGUACGGAGCCCGGAUUCCUGACUCCUUUUGUGUUACCCAGUGAUUUCCAGUCUGCAGAAAAGUUGCGGAAUUACAUGUGUGACACCGUUAACAUGAAUGUAACAGCUUUAUUACAUGAGUUGUCACAAACACAUGGCCUUCCUCAAUUAAUGGAAUCAUUAGAGAAGACUGAUAACUUUCCCACUAUCAACAUGAGUUUGAUCAUUGAACAAUCGGAGAAACUGUCCAAGUUGAUUACAGACAUAAUAAUUCACCCUCCAACCAUCAGCCUCAACGAGAAAGAUGCCUGGUUAAAUGGAUCUCUCUACACAAAAGAGUUCACAGACUUCUUACAGAGACUCACAGACAAAACGACUAGCACAGAUAUCAUUCAGAAUGGACAAUUGGCAGAACUAUUCCCAGCUAUAUUAGAGAUGAUAACUAAGAUGACUGGAAACUCCUCUGAAUUUUCAUCUUUUAUCUCCAUGCAGUCACAAUUCAUCUACCAGACGUAUUCCAUUAAUCAGUUCAUCAUUAAACAGUUGCAGUUUUUUAAUGAUUCCACACACAUCACACUAACCACCUAUUUAAGUUCCCCGGAACUGACCCGAUUGUUGAACCAGAUCUCAGACUCGCCAGAAAUGAGUGGAGUGUUGUUCAGGACACUGGUCAACAUCAUGUAUGACGCACAGAAGACACAAUACCUUACAAACAAUGCAGAAAAGUUCUGUACAGAAGCUGGUGUAUUAAAUCCAGUGGUGGAUCCAAGCGACAUCCAAAAAGCAGAGAAACUGCGUAAUUAUGUGUGUGAUACCCUGAACAUGAAUGUCACAGCCCUCUGGCAUCAGCUGUCAGAAGGCCAUGGAAUACCACAGCUUAUAGAAGCAUUACAGAAGACUGAUGGUUUCCCGUCUAUCAAUACAAGUGUAAUCACUGAACAGUCAAUGAAGAUGUCCAAGUUGAUUACAGAUCUAAUAACUCACCCUCCCACCAUCAGCCUGACUGAUAACGAUGCCUGGUUAAAUGGAUCUCUCUACACAAAAGAGUUUACUGAUUUCUUACAGAAAAUCACAGACAAAACAACCAGUACAGACAUCAUCCAAAGUUUGAUGACAGCUUCCUACCAGAAGCCAAUAAUUGACUCCAUUACUGCACCCCUGGCAAAUGUGACAGAGUUCCAGACUAUUGUACAGGUCACUGACUGGUUCCUGGUAGAACUCAAAGACAAGAUUCUGGCUGGAAGCUCUGAUGCUAUGAAGGAUAUCAUUGCUGAGUUCAAAGGUUAUCCACAAAUGGAGCGUCUAUUGAAUCUUCUUGACCAGCUGCCAAGCUUCUACCAAACCUUGCUCUACAACAUUGUCCAUCAUAUGGAGAAGGUGCCUGAAUUGUUUACUGCAGUGUCUAAGGGCUGGGAUGAAUUCUGUAACAAAACAAAUACACUGAUUUAUGAUGAUCCAUCACAGACUUUUAGUGCUAAAGCAUUCCUUGGAGAAUUGUGUCUGUUGGACUUUGAUGAAAUGAUGACUGAAGUUUCAAGGUUUCAGGUGUCCAACAAAUCAGCUGCUUCAUCUUUGAAUGUUAGCGCUGGAUUAGAAGACAUUAUCCAAAAGGUAGAAGACAUUGUCAAACUUAUGAACACCUCAGCCAUUGAUAAUCUGCCCAAGUUCAUGCAGCUGGAAGUCUGGAACAGUGCCUCCUCCAUGAUGGCGAAAUCACUGACAGAUCCUCAGAUGAUGUCCACUUGGAUAAGUGGAGGAGUGAGUAGUCUGACAAGUGUGCUGACCAUGAUCGAUGGAGGUAAACAAUUGCUGCAGGUCUUCGAUGCCUCGUUCACACUCACAAAAGCUCUUUGGACAAGAUUCAGCAAUCAGAAAAAUGAGUCUGUGCUAGACCUGAUGGUUCUGCUGAAUGGAGCAAACAAUACACAGAAAUUGUGGAAAUUAAUACAACAACCAGGUUCUAUUGAGGUUCUCAUCCACUCAGCCAAUACACCACAGUUUAACCAGCUUGUUCAGAAGAACAUGACUGAGGCUCUGCUGGACCUAUGUGAUCCAUCUAGAGGAAUGUUUACUCAGAUCUUCACUGUGCCGGCUGGAGUUAUGGCCAAUAGGACUGACCUACAGAGAAGACUGUGUACAGUCAAUCUCACACAGCUGGCCACAGAGUGGGAGGAUAUCAUAGAUCUACACACUGUUAAACUCAUGGUGGAUCCAAGUCACCAACCCUCCCUGAACUGGACAGAGGUCACCUUAUUCUUUGAUGAGAUGACUAAGACUAUAUCAGAGUGGCUGGUACAUCCACCUCUAGUGACUGGUUAUCCCAGCAGAUGGUCAAAUGAAUCCUAUUGGCUCAACUUGUUGAUGCAACAGCCAGCUUCCUCUGGAUCAUUGUCCAACAUUACCACUCAGUUGAAAAGCAUUCUGGAUGCCAUGUCACCAUUCUUGGACCAGGAGCCAAUCAAAACAUAUGGUUUGUUUCUGGAAAAAUUGCUCAAUUUAACCAAUCAUGAAUUAGAUAUGAUGGCAGGUAGGAACUUCACAAACUUACAGGACCUGGUGCAUUAUGUCCCUGCCCUUGAGAAGUUAAUGUUAGCAUUGAAUCUGAGUGAGGAAACAGCAGAACAGUUAAUGAUGGCUCCUAUUAAAAACCCGUCAGAGCUUGUUAAGAUACUGACUAGUGACCAACCUCUAAACAUGCUUUGCUCUGCAGAUUUCUGGCAAAAACUUGUCUCCUGGUCCAAUAGUUCCAGUCCUGUGUCGUCAGUGCUAUGUCAUCUGAACGAAUCUGACGUAAUUAAGGUCAUCAUUGACUCACUCAAGGUAACAGACCUUGUCAAAAUUCUGGAAAAUGAGACAUCAACAGAGAAACCAAAUUGGAUGAAUAUCAUUGAUGAAGUCAUGCAUAUGGUGAAAUCUGUCGAAAUAUUAAUCAGCAAUUCCUCCUUCCAUCUAAAUAUAGAAAGUGCUUUUGACAAUGUAAUGAAAGCUUACACAACACAGAACAGUGUUGAUGAUUUCACCGCCCUGUUUAAAGUAUACAGCGAGCUGGCUCUGAUGUUCAACAACACAGAGAUUUGGCAGAAGGUGAAUGAGUUCUUACAGACAGGGGAGAUAUUGAUGACCUCGGCAGUCAGGUUCAUGGACCGACUGGUCACUCUGGACUCCAGUGAUCUCACAGGAAUGAUCCUAGGCUUGAUGAAGCCAUAUAAGCUUUCAGACCUGUUUACAAAGGAAAUGGAUUUGUGGGGUGUGUACAACUUAACAUGUAAUGCCACAGCCUGGAGAGAAUUGUUUCAUUUUGCUCCAACCACCAAUGUGACAGCUUUGGCCAAUUUAGCAUGCUUUAUGAAUAAAAAAGAGGCUUCCCAAUUUAUUACAACUCUUAUGAUGAGAAAUCAAAGCCUUCCUGCAGUUGAUAUUCAACAAUUCUUGAAGACAGUAGAGAAGUUUAACGAUAAGUUUGCGAUGUUGCUGAAUGGUUCCAGUCACAUGGUUGACAUCAACAUGACAUCAUUUCUACAACGGCUGCAACAGGAAGUGGCAGUACUCUCCAGUACAACGUCCCCACUUAUGAUGGAGAGCCUAGAUAAAUAUUUUACUGCUAUGAACUCGUCAGACUGGGGAGAAGUUACAGCUGUGGUGAAUGGAAUGUCAUUGUGGCUCAAAAUGUUGGCUUCUAAACUGGAAAAUAUUGCAAAUCAGCCCCUGAGUCUCUCAGUGAUCCUGGGUGGGGCCAGUACAGACCCUACAGUGAAGUUUAUACUGAGUAAUGAAUUCCUGAACAGUAUAGGGGAUAUCAAGGUUAACCCUCAGAAGUUGUCCUCAGCCCUUCAGAAUAUGAAUGACUCGAGCCAUGUGUGUGCGGCAAUCCUACUGUCUCUAUCCACCCCUGCUAACAAUGCCACCUUGCUCCACCUCCAGAAUUUACUCUGCAGCCUUAACCAGUCCUCUGUACUAGAGGCAGCUAUGACUGGGUUCCUGGCCAAUCAUCAGUUUGCUAAACAAUUCCAGGCUGUGAUAGAUGAAUCUAUGAGUGGACAGUCUGCCCUGAACAUGAGCGCUUAUAGUGAGGCUGCAACAGAGUUCAACAUGGCCAUUCAGCACCUCGUCAUGAAAAAUUGGACAGGGCAGAGUCUGGACAACAUCUUCAAUAUGUCUGCACUGCUGAAUUCUAUCCAGCGAUUAGAACAAUCAUUCCAAAAUGAAAUGAAUGAAAAUCUUCUGAAAAUGGCACCAGUCUUACUGCAGUCAACACUAGGAGCUGUUCCAGACCCAGCAGUCGCUAAAACUGUCAAGACAGUCAACAUGUUCCUAGAGUUUGCCAAUGAUAAACUGAGGUUCUUAAAAGGAUCUUUGGGAAUCAGCAAUGUCUUCCAGAACUCCUCUGCCUUGAUAGAUUACUUCAAUGCUGUGCAGAAACUGACAAACAAUGGAAUUCAAGAAGUCCAGAAAAUGAAUUUUACCCAGCUGAUAGAUUCUUUGAUGAAUGUUGGUUCUAUUGAGAACCACUGCACACAUGGGACAAUCGGCCCAUACUUUGGAUUGACACCAGAUUCCCCAUGGAUCCCCAUUCUGUGUGCUGAUUAUGAUCAGCUUUUAAAUUCUUUAGAUAAUCUCACAGAUUCUUCGUCCAUUUCAAAACAGUUGAUGGACAUUUGGAAUGCCAGCAGUGCUGUUGUGGUAGACUGGGGUGACCUCAGUAAAAACAUGGACACCUUUAGCUCCCUACUGACAGAGCUGGUCAAGACCCCGCCCAGUUUCACACUGACCACUUUCCUAGACACCAACCACACCAUGAGCAUAAUCUCAGAGUACAUCAACAACCCUCAAAGGAUUGUUGAGUUUAUGCUACAGACCAGUAUAAUGGACAAGCUUCCCCCAGUACCGGAAUCUUUCAGAGGAAUGUAUAAUGUCCUUACAGAAAUGUUGGCAUUUUUAAAUGACACACAGAAUGUGAAUGGACUUGCAGAUAUCUUCAGAACUUGGUCUUCACUGAAUACUCGAUAUGAACUGGCUUCUAGUCGCUUCAAUAAGCUUGUCAUCUUGCUUGAGGACCACCAGAAGAUGUCAGAAUUCUCCUCUGUUUUCUGUACCCCUGGAAUACUAUCUCAGCUCCAGAAUUACUUUUCUAACAAUACCAAGAUAGUAUCGGAUAUUUUGUGUACUAAGUCAGUAGAUUCCUGGUACAACGAACUACAGAAAAACUCCAUGUCACAGGACAUUUUCACCAAUUAUAUACUGGCUAUAUACUACACAGAGACAGGUGUAGAGCUGAUCCCAGAUCCAGUACCAGUAGCCUGGAGUGAGAUGCUUAACGAGGUCAAAAAGGUCAUGACAGCCUUGACCUCUGGAAAUCAGAGGGACUGGGAAACUUUCCUCAACCAACAAACCUCUGUCAACGACACCAUUCAACAAAUUAUGGACUGGUUGAAGUUCUUUGAACAAGAGUUUCACAUGGGUAUUGGAGAGUUCUUCAGUGUGUUUGUGCCAAUCAGUAACAUGUUCAACAAGCAAAUUGAUAGAGUCAAAGGUUUUGGUCACAAUAUUUCCCUUUCUGCAUUCCUACCUGUAAACAACACACAUCUGGCUAGUUUGAUCGGUGAUGAAAUAAAUCACCCUUCAGCUGCUAUCCUUGUGUCAGCUGUGGUCGCCCCAGAAAUGCUGAUGAAUCUAAUUGGGAAUGGCAUUUGGAAUGAAACUAUUUGUAACCUGACCAAGUUCCAGGAUAUUUUCACUUUCCCAGCUGAGACAGAUGUGAAGAAGAUUCAGUCUGACCUUUGCAAGGACAUCAAGGAACCGGGCUCCUUUAUUUACAAACUCAUGAACGAUUUGAAUGUCAAGGACAUCAUAAAGAUUGUGGAUAAUUACACACCAGUGGAAUGGCAAAAUGCUGUCAUAAAGCUAGUAGAUAAUAUCAUGUACCUCCAGAAAAUUGAAGUUCGGGAUGAUUUGUCUGCCUGGAUCAGACCAAUGAUGGAUAUCUUCUCUACAGAUCUCAUGUCUACAGUUGAUCUAGAGAGCACCUGCAAUAACUUGGUGAUGUAUGCUUCUGAUUCAGCGGCUUAUAGACGAGAGGUAGAACCAGUACUUAUAGCUGUCACAUCUAAUCUUCAGACCACUAAGAUACAGCUACAGCUUCAGUUAGAACUUGAAGAUUUCAUGUGUGAUAUAUCAAGCAUGAACAUGUCAUCUCUACUUCACAAUUUGGAAUCAAAGAAUAUUUCACACCAGAUUCAAGAGUACAUUAAUGUGAUGACUGGCCAAAACACCAGCAGAUUUGAGUGUCAUUCAACGUUCAAUACUAUGAAGGAUAUAUCAGAGUUGUUUCAGAGGAUGAUCAAUCAGACUUUCAAGGACAGUACCAGGACAGUGCAGUGUCUGGAACAAAUAACAAUGCUGCCAUCCAAAAUCUUUUCAGGAGAUGUGAUGGAGUCCAUUAAGUCUGUGUCUCGUCUGAUGGUGGAUGGAAUGUCAGUGCUGAAUCAGCCAUUUAUGCAGAACAAUGAAGUCCUUAACAUGAUUACAUCUGUAUUCCAGAAACUAGCUACAGAAGAUUUAACAUCAGCUGGAGUUUUGGUUUCCGAUCUCCUAAGUUCAAACUCCACAAUGGCCGAGAAGUUACAGGAUAUCUUAGACUUGGCACCAGAGGCUGCCUCUGUGUUCCUUAAUGCUACAAUCAAACCAGACUUUAUAAACUUGUUAAUAAACAAUUCUCAAGAGGCAGCAGAAAUACUUUGUAACCCAGACAGACUGGAGAAGUAUGUAGAACUUCCUGGGGAGCUGAUGAAUUCUGUCCAGAAUGUCUCGUCUGUGUUGUGUGGUACAGACCCAGGACAGGCGGCAAACACAGCUAAAAUUAUAGGAGACCUACUGACUGUAACUGCCAAAGUUGUUAAUACCCAAGACUUUGGGAGCCCCGCCUGGUGGAACCACAUCAGUGCAGAUAUUACAGAUAUUAUUGGGAAGGUUCAGAAACUAGGCCUCUUUAACCUGACUUCUAUUGACCUGGACAGUGUUGAUCUGAAGACAGUUUUACCAUAUAUACAGGAACUGAUCUAUAGGAAUGGCCCAGAUGCUCUUGCAGACAGUUUGGUGGAGCUUUUGAAUGAUUUCAAGCCCAUUAUGAAUGACACCUUCAUGAUAAGUGUGACCUCUGACAUUGAGGUCAUCAUUAGAGGCCUGACCUCACUCAAGGCCAUCAGAAACUUCAUACCAAGGACAGUGUUGAUUAGGACAGUGUUGAAGGAUCCAGCAGCCUUCCAUGACUACCUGACCCAGAACUUGACACUGUCAGAUGAGGAUGCCACCGCCAUCAUUGAGGGAACCAUCAACUAUGCUUCUCUAAUGAGUCUGAAGGUAGAAGAUUUUGGAAACUAUGUCUGUAAUGUGACCAGCCUUGACAUUCUGUUGAAUUUGACAUCCACAAAAGUCAGCAUUUCUGACCUUAGUAAGACUUUGUGUAACAUUGGAGAAGCCAAGGCUGUUUCUUUUGUGGAAAGUAUGUUGCAGAACAUGGAUCUUGGAAAACUUGUGCAAGAGUAUGUCAGUAUGUCAUCUGGUAAGUUCCUGAAGCAUGCUCAGUUGACCCCCUCAGAGGUUCAGGAUGCUGUGAAGUACAUGAGUGACAGUAGCUCUCAACUGAAUGACCUGGCCAAUCUCUUUAACAAUAAGUCCAGCCAACUUGGCUUCAGCAUGGGAACCUUCGAUGCUCUCCAUGGGUCAGGAUCCUCCUCCGUAUCUUCACUGUAUGACAUGAUCUGUGGGACGGGGAAAAGUACUGCCAUCAAGGACUCCACUGGAGUAUCCUCCAUCUCUUCCAAAACCACAACACCUACCACUUCCCUCACCCCAGAUCAACAGGCAGAACAAAAGACCCUGCCAGGUGAGUUCUGUCAGAACAUGUAUGAGACGAUUAUUCAGAUGAGCCAUGGACCAGUAAUUUGGUCCUACCUAAAACCCCUCAUCAUGGGCAAAAUCCUGUACUCCCCAGACACCCCAGCCACACGCAGCAUGAUUGAGAAGAUGUACAACAGCAGUUUCAAAGUGUUGGCAGAAGUCAAGGAUUUAGCAGAGCAGUGGUCAAAUGGCACCCAGGAUUUAGGAGAGUUCCUAUCUAACACUGCAGCUAUUGCAAUGGUUAAGAGUCUGGAUGGUAACAAUUUCAUAAACAACCUACUUGAGUCAACUCUACAGGUGUCCUCUGCAGAUGUGAUGAAUGGUUUCUACACACUGGACACCCUCAGUAGUAACGAGGUCCUCAAUAUCUCCUCCUUCUUCCGACUCCUUGCUAAUUACACUCAGUGUGUGUCCACAGAUAGAUUCGUACCUAUGUCAACUGAGAGAGAUAUGGAACUCAUGGCAGUACAGCUACAUCAGAAUAAUACAUACUUAGCAGGUAUUGCUUUUCAAAUGGAAACAACAGGAAGAAAGAAAAGACAGGCCACAGAUUCUAUUCCUAAACAUGUGGUCUACAAAAUCAAGAUGGACAUUGAAAAUGUGGAGAGCACAAGAAGACUUAAAGAAAAAUUCUGGAGGCCAUACCCAGAAGACGAUAUGUUCCUUGAGAUGAGAUAUUUCCGAGGAUUUAUUCAGCUCCAGGACAUGUUAGACCGUGCCAUUAUAAAUCUUCAGACAGGAUCUGACGUCAAUAACACAGUGUUUCUACAGCAGUUCCCCACUCCUUGCUAUGUUAAUGAUAAAUAUAUGGAGCUGUUGAGUUCUUAUCUUCUGCCGAUCAUGAUGACUAUAGCGUGGUUGGCAGCCAUAUCAGUUGCUACUAAAAACCUGGUGUACGACAGAGAAAACGGCCAAGAGGAAGCUCUGAAGAUAAUGGGUCUGAACUCUGUCAUGACCUGGUGGGUGUGGUUCUUGUCGACCAUGGUGGUGAUGACCAUCAUCUCCCUGAUCUGUCUCCUCCUGCUAAGGGUAGGGGGACUCUUCACCUACACAAACUUUGGCAUUAUCAUCCUCUACUUCCUGGCAUUCUGUUUCUCCAGUACAAUGUUGUGUUACAUGGUGGGUGCGUUCUUCACUCAGGCCACGCUAGCCAUCCUGUUUGUGGUCAUCAUAUACCUCCUCUCUUAUCUCCCCUACAUCAUCCUCAUCGCUAUGUCAGCCGAGAUGGAGUUCUGGCAGCAGAUCCUGGCUUGUCUGUCCUCCACUACAGCCUUUGGAUUCGGAUCACAGUACCUGGCUCACUAUGAGAUCCAGAUGACUGGAAUUCACUGGAAUAAUCUGGAUUCCAGUCCUAUAGAGGGAGAUCAGAUGAAUUUCCAUUGGUGCCUGGUGAUGAUGGCCUUGGAUGGAGUAAUCUAUCUCCUGAUUGGUUGGUACGUCAGAGGGGUCAAACCAGGAAAAUAUGGAGUUCCUGAGCCUUGGUAUUUCCCAUUAUCUCCCUACUACUGGGGAUGUAUCAAAUCCACUGUAAAAUCGGCAGACAAAUAUAGAACAAGCUCUGGCACUGGUGCCUUAUUGGAGGAAUACAGUAAGGACAGAAAAGUAGGAAUGUCUUUAAGACACCUCUCAAAGAAAUUUGGGAAUCAGGAAGUGGUCAAAGAUCUCAAUUGUGACUUCUUUGAGGGUCAGGUGACUGUGUUGCUGGGUCACAAUGGGGCUGCCAAGUCCACUACAUUGAACAUGAUGUGUGGGAUUCUGCAGCCUACUCAUGGUAAGGUGUCGAUAUACGGACACCGGGCCAGACAUGGGGCUAAGAAGAUAGGAAUCUGUCCUCAGUACAAUGCUCUGUUCCAUUACAUGACAGUUCGCGAACACUUGGAGUUUUAUUCUGCAAUCAAGUCUGAUGCUUCCAAAAGUAAAAUAAAAAAAGAGGUUGACAGUUUGUUGCACGAUGUUGACCUAUGGAAUGUUCAGGAUGCAGUGGUGUCUACAUUGUCUGGUGGUAUGCAGCGACGACUCUGUGUAGCUCUAGCCUUCGCUGGGGAUUCUAAGGCAGUCAUUUUGGAUGAACCAACAAGUGGGGUAGAUCCUAGUGCAAGAAGAAGCAUCUGGAACCUGCUGGUCAAACGCAAAAUGAGAUGUACAAUCCUGCUGUCAACCCACUUCCUGGAUGAAGCAGACACCAUCGGGGACAGAAUCGCUGUGAUGCACAAAGGCCAAAUCCUGUGUACAGGGUCACCCAUGUUCCUUAAGGAGAAAGUUGGCAGUGGCUAUCACCUCAGAUUUGCUAAAGCAGAUACCUGUAAUACUAAUGAGGUAUUGGCAGUGGUGAGGAACUUCACACCAGAAGCUGAAAUCGUCACUGAGGUUGGAUCAGAGGUCAUAAUGUCAUUGCCAUUCUCCAACGACCAAUCAAAUCAGUUCUUCAAAUGUCUAUACAACCUAGACAAGGCGGCAUCAUCACUCGGUGUAAACAAUUAUGGGGUCUACGAUACCACACUUGAAGAGGUGUUCCAGAAAGUGUGCUCUGUAGCAGACAAAGACAUGACCUUAACAGAACAAGUCCUACAGGAAUGUCGUCAAAAACCCAAAAUGGAGAACCCAGAGGAGGAACAGGCUGAGGACAAGGCAUCUGAAAAAAGUGCCAGUUAUUCAGUGCAUUUCUCUGGAUCUAAACGGAAGGGGCUGAUUGGACACAAACUGGGUCAGUUUACUGGCAUGCUGAUCAAGCGUUUCCACCAUUACCGACGGGACUGGCGUAUGUUUCUGUCUGUAUUCCUGCUCCCCUUGGUGUUUAUGACUGCUAGUCUGGGUCUGAUGGAGCUACAGCCACAGAUAGGAAACGCCCCAGCCAAAGUCCUCACUCCCCCGCUGUAUGGACCCAGAAGCCACGCCUUUAUCAAAGAUAAUGUCAACAGUAAUAUGACCAGGUAUAUGGUAGACAGCAUCAAGUCCCGGCCUGGAUUUGGAACCACCUGUAUGAAGGAUAUUAACUUUGGACCUCCUUUUGAGUGUGUUACACCAGAUGCAGGAUUUUCUACAGUGACAGGUGGACAGAAGUAUGACAACUGUUCCUGUGUGGACAACAAGUAUGUCUGUAGUCACAGAACAAUGUACCAAGACGUCCCACUCAUGACAACACGGACAACCACUCAGCUGUAUAAUCUACAGGAUAAAGACAUAGACCUCUACUUACUACAGACCUCGCAGAGAUUCCUAUGGAACAGGUUUGGUGGACUUUCCUUUGACCCAGUUUCUGGUGACCCAACAACAAUGAAGUCAACAGUUUGGUUUAACAACAAAGGGAGACAUGCUCUACCCUCCUUCUAUAAUGCCCUUUCUAACACAAUGCUGAGAGCUACAUUGUCUGAGGCUGGAAUGACAGACACAGAGAAUUUCGGUAUCACUGCCAUUAAUGAACCCAUUCUGCUUCAUGAACAGCAGCUAACCAUUGAUACACUAACAAAGAAGGCCUCUGAUGUUGGAAUUGGACUGUUCAUGUUGGUGGCUUUCUCCUUUAUCCCCGUGGGCUUCACCAUGUAUGUCCUGAACGAACUGUUGAAGAAGGAAAAACAACUCUUGUUCCUCAGUGGAACUGGUCCCCUGCUGUACUGGUUCACUGCCAUCUUAUGGGAUAUGUUCCUGUACUGUCUCACUGUGGCUCUCACCGUUGCUAUCAUGGCCAUCUUCCAAAAUCCUGUUUACUGGGAGAGGUCCAACCUAGUAGCCAGUGUGCUCCUUGUAAUCCUGUAUGGCUGGGCAUCAAUCCCUCUGAUGUACAGCAUGAUGAAGCUGUUCAGAGAUACCUCCACGGCCUACAUGGUUCUUUUCUGUGGCAGCGUGUUUAUUGGAAUCACCACUGCCUGCUGUACAUUCCUUCUAGAGUACUUCUCAGAUUCAGAGAAAAUUCAGGAAGCAUUUGAAAUCCUGAGUUAUGUGUUCCUGGUGUUCCCUCAAUUUAGUUAUGUAAAUGGCUUCCUGAAGCUUACAGCCAAUCAGCUACGUACAGAGAUCCUAUCGACGUUUAAGCAGGAUGCUUAUGUGGACCCGUUCUCCUUUGAUAUGCUGGCCUGGAACUACAUUGCCAUGGCAAUACAGGGUGCUGUGUUCUUCAUCAUCACUCUACUGACUGAGUUUUCAUGUCAUUGUUCAAACAGAGUUCCUCACAGCUUAUACCACGAGGAAGAGAAGGAGGAUGAGGAUGUGGGUGCUGAGCGAGCUCGUAUCAGGGAAAGCACGACCAGCGGGAAUUCUGUCACCGUGUCUAAUCUCUCCAAGGUGUAUAGACGUGGGGGACAUGACUUCCUGGCUGUGAACCAGCUAUGCUUUGGGGUGAAGAAGGGAGAGUGUUUUGGACUGUUAGGUGUGAAUGGUGCAGGUAAGACCACCACCUUCAGAAUGCUGACAGGUGAUAUCAAGCCAUCCAGUGGGGCAGCUUUCAUAAAAAAUCACAGAAUUGCGUAUGGAGAGUCCAGUUUGGGUCGGGAUCUGGGAUACUGUCCCCAAGAGGAAGCACUGGAUCGUUAUCUGACCGGUGGGGAGAUGUUACACUUCUAUGCCAGGAUGAGGGGACUACCCAGAAGCUAUAGAAAUUACACUGUGCAAGACUUGAUCCAGAGAUUAAAGUUGGCAUCCUUUGUUGACAAGCCUGUCCAUACAUACAGUGGUGGAAUGAAGAGGAAGCUGUCUGUAGCCAUAGCUCUACUGGGAGAGCCUAAUGUUGUCUUCCUGGAUGAGCCAACUACAGGAAUGGACCCUACAGCCAAGCGUCAGGUGUGGAAUUGUGUGCUGGCAGCCAUUAAGAAUGGACAGUCUGUUGUCAUGACAUCACACAGUAUGGAAGAAUGUGAUGCCAUUUGCACACGACUAGCCAUCAUGGUGAAUGGGAGCUUCCAGUGCAUUGGCAGCUCACAACACCUCAAAGACAAGUUUGGAAGUGGACACACAGUGACAAUAUCCCAGUGUGGUCUUCCAUCAGAGAGAGAGGGAUUAAUGAAUUUCUUUGAAGCAAGGUUCCCAGGGUCAAUAUUCAGGGUACAACACCAGGGUAUGCUAGAGGUCCAAGUGCCAAGUAACCACACCUCUGUAGCAGACGUCAUCCAAGUUCUGGAUGAGCAGAAAUGUCGAGGAGUCAUUCAGAACUACUCUGUCUCUCAAACCACACUGGAUGAUGUGUUCCUAAGCUUCUCUCGCGAGCAGACAGAUGGGGUGGGAGCCGAAGGAGAGGAUUCCUAUACAGACUUCAGUAGUGAUGCCAGCGAAAAUGUCUCACAGAUCAGCAGCUCUAUUGCAAAGAAUCAGUAUGCCUACAUGAACCCAGGUUAUGCUGGAGACAAGGGGGAGAAAAUGGGGCAACUGUCAGCAGUAUUCAUCAAUCCUGAGGAAGAGUUCACUGCCCUUUGAUCCAUUGACAUUCUGAAAGUAGUUUCUAAUUCAGCAUUAUAAAAUUUUAUCACUAAUGUUGCUGUGUUACAAGGAUAUUUCAAAUAUAUUCAAAUAGUUCUGUGAUAUCGGUGCUUCUGUAUUGUGUUAAGGUAUAUCUUUGAUAAUUUAUACCCAACCUUGAAUAUAUUAUGGUUUUGAUGCACAAGACUGUAAAUAUGCACAGCAGUUCAUGUGAACUUUAAGAUAUAAAAUUCAGGAACUGAAUCGAUAGUGCUAUGUCUGAUAAAUUUUUUGUCAUCCAACUUUAAGUCUGAAGUUUAUCUACUCUACCAAUGAAAUCCAUAUGUGCAGUUACAGUGUAGUAGCUGAUCUUCAUUUAUUUAUUAUCAUGCAUUGAACUUGUAUUUUAUUAGCCUAUUACGCAGAGUAAAACCUCAUAAAAGAUUAUAUUUUUAUGUAUAUCAAUGAACCAGGGUAAAAUUACGUGUACAUGUAUAUUUCAGUGGGGAUGUUUUUUUUCUGUUGCAUUGAUAACAUGAGUCUUUAUACACAGUAUACUGUAAAAGUGAAAGUUUUGUGAGGGUCAUUUUUUGUAAUUUCUGUUUACCAAACUUUACACCUUCGGGGUUAUUUUUGCAAAAAUGCGGAAAUAUUAUUAAUCAUGCAUAAAACAAAUUACUAUACACACUUCUCAUGUUUUGCAAAUCUUCUCUAAUCCCAAAAUUCACAGAGAUUACCUUCAAAUUUUCACAUUUACAUUAUAUAAAUACUGUGGUUUUGUCAUUUUUCAUUGAAUACCAAUUUUUGUUGUUGUUGUGGUUGAGCCAUAACAUUGGGUGAUAAUGAACUACAUGUUAUACUAAUUAUAGAAUGGGACAAAGUAGCUGUUCACAAAUUUACAUACCAACGAAAUAUGGCCAAUAUCUGCUCCCAAAAUCAAUUUUUGAUGGAAAAAUCUUUAUGGAUAUUUGCAGACUUCAGAGCAUCAAAUAUUUUCAUCAACCAUGACAUCAUAUGUUAGACAUGACUUUAAGAAAAUGAUGUAAAUUGAGAAUUCCAAUGAUUUUGAAAGAAAAAAGUAUAUUUUACAUUGAUAUUUUGAUUGGAAGUUAUUGAGCCAAUGUCAGCUAAGACUUGAUCAUUUGAUAUAAUGUGUAGAAUGAUUCAUGUAUAUCAAUAAAUAUUUGUCUAAAUAUAGUACUAGAAUAAGUUACUCUGUAAAUACUAUUGUCAAAAUUUAAACAAACUUUGAGCAAUUUGUCCUCUUCUUAAAAAAUAACAAAAAAUCCCAAUAGUUUGUAAUGUCAAAGGGACAAAAAAUGCUUAAUAUGGUCUUCCAUUCCAUAAUAUAUUUUGAUAUAUUCAGAUUUCUAAUACAAUAUACUGGUAAACAAAUAUGCAUGUUUCAAGAGAUUUUCAAAAUAUGACUUUUAUGGGGGCAGGAAUAUGCCUUUACCAUGUAUAGUUCUUUGAUCCCGACAAAGAUUAAUGAAACCACAGGGUGUAGUCCUAAUUUAUAACCCUUUCAUUUUUAUGUACAGUUCAUAUGAUCUAUUUUUCAGUGAGAUAUUGUAAAAUCCUUAUCACUUUCUUUUUUAAUGUUGUUCAGUUUUUAGAAUGUCUUUGUAGCAUAUUAUCUACAAUUAACAAUGCAAUUUUUAGUGAUAUGACUGUUUUAUUCUAUUAAACUGGUUAUCUGUAAAACAUAAUCGUAUUUCAUGAACAAAUAUCCAGUACUCCAUUUAUUCUCCACUUUAUCUGUAAUCAUUGGCUUUUUUUUUUUUUUUACAGAGAACCAGUUUAUAGCUUGUUGUCAAUUAUAAUAUAUAUAUGGUGCAACUUUGGAUACCAAUGCAAAAUGCUUUAAAUAAUUUUAAUUACACUAAUUU
Molecule: messenger RNA, 18860 nt
Organism: Saccostrea echinata
Lineage: Eukaryota; Metazoa; Mollusca; Bivalvia; Ostreida; Ostreidae
Exons: 104
Coding region: 13-16989 (5658 amino acids)
Biological process (GO): lipid transport; transmembrane transport
Cellular component (GO): intracellular membrane-bounded organelle; membrane
Molecular function (GO): ATP hydrolysis activity; ATP binding; ABC-type transporter activity
Source: RefSeq, a predicted model, not a curated record